CUCCCCCGGCCCUGGCAGCCACAGGAGGAGCAGGCGGCGGUCGGAGUAGCGGCUCCCUGGCCCCAGCCCUGCCCCAGUCGCCGCUGCCGCGCUGAGAUGCCGCCCGCCGUCCCGCCGCUGCUGCCGCUGCUGCUGCCACUGCUGCUGCUGGCGGCGGCGCGUCCCGCCGCCCCCCCGCACAGGCCUACAUUUACAUGUGGAGGAGUUGUAUCUGGAGAGUCAGGGUUUAUUGGGAGUGAAGGAUUUCCUGGCGUCUACCCACCAAACAGCAAAUGUACUUGGAAAAUCACCGUCCCAGAGGGAAAGGUGGUGGUGCUUUCUUUCCGGUACCUGGACCUGGAGAGCGACGCCCUGUGCCGCUAUGACUUUGUGGACAUCUACAGCGGCCACGGCAGCGGGCAGCGCAUCGGCCGGUUCUGUGGCACCGUCAAACCAGGGGCCCUGGUGUCCAGCAGCAAUAAAAUGUUGGUGCAGAUGACUUCAGAUGCCAAUACUGCUGGGAGUGGAUUCAUUGCCAAGUUUUCUGCAGCAGAACCAAAUGAAAGAGGGGACCAGUACUGCGGGGGACGGCUGGAGAAACCCUCGGGCUCCUUCCACACGCCCAACUGGCCAGAGCGGGACUAUCCCGCGGGUGUCACCUGCUCCUGGCACAUCGUGGCCCCGAAGAACCAGCUAAUAGAGCUAAAAUUUGAGAAGUUUGAUGUGGAAAGAGACAACUACUGCAGAUAUGACUACGUUUCAGUGUUCAAUGGUGGGGAGAUCAAUGAUGCCAAAAGAAUUGGGAAGUACUGUGGAGACAGUCCACCAGCGCCUAUUCUGUCUGAGAAAAAUGAGCUGCUCAUUCAGUUUUUAUCUGAUUUAAGCUUAACAGCUGAUGGCUUUAUUGGCCAUUACAAAUUUAGACCAAAAAAGUUACCCACAACUACAGCUCUGCCUACAACCACAACAGUCCCUGCUACCUCAACUGUGAAACCUACAGUUGCCCUUUGCCAGCAGAAGUGUAAAAGGAGUGGGACUCUGGAAAGCAAUUAUUGUUCAAGCAACUUUGUAAUAACUGGAACAGUAAUCACAACAGUACCACGGGCUGGCAGUCUGCAUGCAACAAUAUCCAUCAUUAAUGUAUAUAAGGAGGGGAAUUUAGCAAUCCAGCAAGCUGGCAAGAAUAUGAGUGCCAAGAUUCUUGUUAUGUGUAAGCAGUGUCCUCUCAUCAGGAGAGGUUUAAACUACAUCAUCAUGGGCCAGGUAGAAGAAGAUGGCAGAGGCAAAGUCUAUCCCAACAGCUUUGUCAUGAGUUUUAAGACUAAGAACUCAAAGAUCUUAAAUGCCUUGAAAAACAAAACAUGUCAAAAUUGAACUCUGCAGUGUUCUAUCAUCUGUCUUGAACAAUCAUUUUAACUUAGCCUAAGUCAUGGAAAUACAAGUGACUGCCAACAGUACAACCAUGCUGACCCUUCCUCCUCUCCUGUCCACAUAAGCACAGCUGGCUCAAAGUGAAAUCCAUUCCAUGUACCAGAUGAGAACAGACCCUCCUAAGGCUGAAAGCCGAAGAUUUGCAGCACAGCCAUCUGAUCUCAAAGAAAAAUUCCAAUUACUUGGAAGAUGUUAAUUUAUAACUGUCCAAUUUUUUAAGGAGUUUUGUACGUAAAAUAAGAAUUCUAAGUGCAAUAUUUAUAGCAACUCAGUUCAACUCAGCUUUUUUCUCUAAAGUUGUUUUAUUACAUGGAUUUCUGCAUUAUUAUCAGUGCUUAAUAAAAUAUUUUAAGAUUAAAUCAUC
Molecule: messenger RNA, 1774 nt
Organism: Zonotrichia leucophrys gambelii
Lineage: Eukaryota; Metazoa; Chordata; Aves; Passeriformes; Passerellidae
Gene: PCOLCE2
Product: procollagen C-endopeptidase enhancer 2
Exons: 9
Coding region: 97-1353 (418 amino acids)
Molecular function (GO): peptidase activator activity; collagen binding; protein binding
Source: RefSeq, a predicted model, not a curated record